Molecule: messenger RNA, 740 nt
Organism: Coffea arabica (coffee)
Lineage: Eukaryota; Viridiplantae; Streptophyta; Magnoliopsida; Gentianales; Rubiaceae
Source: RefSeq, a predicted model, not a curated record
GUGGACGACGUGGUGGCAAAGGGACUUCUUUCCCUUCAGCGCAGCUCCCCUUUUUUUCCUCUCCCUGAUCAUCGUCGUCACUCUCUUCACUUCACCGACAACUCGCUGCACCCCACAACAUCGCACGUUCUCCACCUGAUUUUCAGUUUCCCCACUCUAACUGGCGAGGACUAUGGCAGAAGAAAACCCCAAAUGCUUCAAAGCGAGCUCAUUUCCCCAAGAUGAUCGAAACCUAUCUGAAAAAGCAGCCCUGGAAACAAACACCGAGAUGGCCAAGCAUUUUAGAGCAGGCCCAGAUGAUGAUUGUCAAGAAGAUCGACUCAGUGCCUUGCCAGACGGCGUCCUCUGCCACAUUCUCUCAUUUCUUCCCACAAAAUUGGCAGCUUCCACAUCCAUUUUGUCCACCAGAUGGCGGUACAUUUUCUUUGGUGUACCCAAACUUGACCUUGAUGAUUCUCUGCUUGUCCAUCCUCAAACACAAGAUGGAGGUACAGGUACCCAUGGUGUAAAGAAAUUUACAGAUUUUGUUAUAAGACUACUUAAGUAUUCUAAAUCAAUUUCUGCUGUAAGUGAGUUUCGUCUUAGAUUUCAGAAGCUGGCUGGCCAAAUAGUUGUGUUUAAUUCAUGGAUAUGUUCAGUGCUUCCUCGCAAUGUUCAAGUUCUUGGCAUUGUGGUUGAUAGAUUUAGCAAUCGAUAUCGGAAAGUUGGAAGUCUUUCCAACUGAAAUCUUUACUUGUAAA